This is a messenger RNA of Entrophospora sp. SA101, 429 nucleotides long. The record is from the annotation of a GenBank genome assembly. Lineage: Eukaryota; Fungi; Glomeromycota; Glomeromycetes; Entrophosporales; Entrophosporaceae.
AUGGAUUUACCUCUGUCAACAAUUCUAAGUACGAGUCGCCGUGAAUCUACCACUAAUCAAAGGAAUCGAUCCGCAUCACCCACCCAAAGAGCGACUAGUGAAAGGAAUGAGAAUAACAGCGAAACAGCCACCACCAAUAAUAACCAAGAUAAUAGAAGGAAUGAGAAUACCACUGAAACGGCCACCACCAAUAAUAAUCAAGAUAAUAGAAGGAAUGAGAAUACCAGUGAAACGGCCACCACCAAUAAUAAUCAAGAUAAUAGAAGGAAUGAGAAUACCAGUGAAACAGUCACCACCAGUAAUAAUCAAGAUAAUGGAAACAAUGUAAAUAAUGUUAAUGAUGUGAGUGGGAAUUCAGGUCGUAACACGAAUGAUGUAGAUGAAAAUUUAGAUAAUGCUACAUACUUAUCUUCAUCUGACGUGAAUUGA